GUAAUUUUUAUCCCCCCAGAUUGAUCAUAAUCUCUUGUUUAUUUCUUUAUGUCAUUCAUGUACGGUUUAAAAUGAACAUGUCACAUGCUUGUAUUAGCAAAAGGUUUAGAAUGAAAACGAGUAGUUACAAGAGAAAUCUCUUGUAAAAGCCAUUCAAAAGUGAUGUAUUAUCUAGUGACGCAGCACUGCUGAGCCAAUGUACAUCAUUGUGCCUUAAUAGAAUGUUAUGUUUUAUUAUUUUCUUAAAAGUGUAAAAAGAAAAAAUAAUAAAGCUCCUCUCCUCGGUUUCUUUAGACAGAUUUGUUCCGUUAGAUUUUUUUUUUCUUCUGUCUAACAACAGUACAGACAGCAGUACAGUAGCAGCAUUAGUCACAUGUCACAAUUGCAACCACAUAACAAACACUGGCAGGGUCAAAGUCUGUUUCCUAAAAAGAGACCAGAGCGCUUUUUUUUUUUUUUUUUUUUAAGACCGAGCAGAAACAGUUCUCUCUUUUCACCCCCAAAUUAAAUCUACUGCCCUUUUAAUCUCAGGAUAAAAGAGAAAAAGGGGGAGAAAAAAAAGGGGGGCCUGAUUGUGACUCUGAGGCAGGAAGAAAAGCUGAUUGGUUGUGGGAAAAGUGUCGGCACUCAGCCAAUUAGUCUGAUUAGCAGGAGGUUACUUCACGGAGGGAACAGGCACAGAUUCUCAGUUGACUCACAAAGUGGUGAAGGGUCACAGGCAUCAAGUUUUGAGUUACGUUUUGUUUUCACAGCCGUCACUAGACACGUUACUAUGGUGCUGUUUGAUGGGAAGAGAUGUUUCUCAGGCAGUGAAGCAGAUUUCAGUUCCUCCAGCAGCACAGGCAGCCUGAAGACCAAGGAGAUCCUCGCAUCGAAUUCGGUUGGGAAGAAAGUUUCUUCGCGCUGCCGUGGCCCUCACAUCAGAACGCUCCCGGUUUUCAAACCAGCCGGGGUUCCGUCUUUGAAGCACGACUCCGAACUUUACGCCCCCUACAGGACUCCCCCCAGAGCUGCAUCUUCGACUCUCGGCAGCAGCUGCAACUCCAGUCCCUCUUCUAGGAGAGUGAGCUUGGGCCGCUACCGCUCCUGCGAAGACAACCACGGCGUCAGGCCCCCGAACCCCGAGCAGUACCUGACCCCGCUGCAGCAGAAGGAAGUGGCCAUCAGACACCUGAAGACCAAGCUGAUGGAGUCGGAGAACAAAGUCCACGACAGAGAGAAUGAGAUCCAAGAGUUCAAGUCCCAGCUUUGCAGAAUGAGGGAAGACUGGAUUGAAGAAGAAUGCCACAGAGUGGAGGCUCAGCUGUCCCUCAAAGAGGCCCGCAAAGAGAUCAGGCAGCUGCGUCAGGUGGUGGAAACCAUGAAGAACAGCCUGAUGGAGAAAGACAAGGGAAUACAGAAGUACUUCAUAGAUAUCAACAUCCAAAACAGGAAGCUGGAGUCCCUGCUGCACAGCAUGGAGCUCGCCCAAAGUGGCUCCGCCCUCCAAGAUGAAGGUGCCUUGGACUUCAUGUGCGACGGUCCUGAAGGGGGUGGUAAGAAGCUGAUGGGUGAGGAGGACGGAGGGCUGGAGAUGGGGAAUCCGGGAGCGGAGGCGAUGGCAGACAGUGGGCUGCUGGUGAACGAUGAGAUGGCCAACAGAGAGGACAUCUUUGAGCAGGUCUUCAUGUCUACUGCAGCGGAUUUCAGCCAGGACUCCAGUUGCAGCCAAGGGCUCCCGGUGGAGACGGACGCCGGGCAGCCUGCGCCGUCAGAAGACAGAUGGUUAGCGAACAAAUCUUCUCCAGCAUCUCCGCCAAAUGCACUUUCGUCCACAGUCACCAUCUCUUCAAAUGCACCUUGCCACCAAAACACAGAUGACAAAGAAGUUCAGACCGACUUUCCGUCCAUAUCGGCAGACCUGCAGGCUCUACUACUUCAGCUGCUGAAGCUCCACGGAUCAUCACUAGGGGACGCAGCUCCUCCCAGCGGACUCCUGGAACUCCCAAAGCUACCCGCAUCCACGGUGGAUCAAUCCAGCACGUCUGCUGAUUCCGGUUGUUCAGACAACACGAAGAGCAGCCAGUUCAUGGAGGAGCUGGACUUCACCGCCCAGGAAGAGAAACCUUUCGAAUCAACGAGACAAGAGCUGGUGGACAAGUGUUACUGGAGCAACAACUUCCUGGUUGAUCUGGUGGCAGUGGCAGCCCCCGUGCUGCCCACUGUGGCCUGGCUGUACUCGAGGCACGGUGUGGAUGGAAACGCACCGGUCUACAACAUUGGGGCCCUGAUAAGGGGCUGUUGCAUCAUGGGAUUGCACUCGCUUCGCCGCGUCGCCCGUAGACCAGACGCGUAAUCGCUUUAAACAUGCAUGCUCACGCCUAACUUUGAACUAGAAGCACUUUGCAAGGAGUAUCAUGGAAAAGUUUUUUUUGUUGUUCAACACUCGAUGAGAUUAUUGCAGCUGCUUUGGUUUCAGCACUGGUAUUUUUUUCAUUGUACAGUUACCAUAAAUGGAAGCUUGGUGGUGACCAAACAGUAUUUAUUCUUUAUUUAUAUAUUUAUUUAUAUUUAAUAAGCAUAUCAUCUGAGUAGAUGGUUAUGUCCUGUGAUAUAUUUUAGUUUAGUUUUUUUUUAUUUAAGACCUCCGGGAAAUGGAAGUCGAUGCUAAUUUGUAAUGUCUUGUGUUGCCGUUCAUAAAGAAACCUUCAGCCAAAGCUUUAAUGCGAAUUCACUGUUUUUUUUUUUUGUGAAGUCCCCUCACUUGAUCCUUUCCUUUGGAGUGGAGCUUUACUCUGUACAGCUUGUGUAUUGUUCAUACAAGGCUUGUUCUGUGCCUGAGCAAUGUUCAACAUUGUCGGUCUACAUCAAAUGUCACUGUAACUUUAUUAAUAAAGCAUGAUAACUCUGAGCA
Molecule: messenger RNA, 2893 nt
Organism: Xiphophorus hellerii (green swordtail)
Lineage: Eukaryota; Metazoa; Chordata; Actinopteri; Cyprinodontiformes; Poeciliidae
Gene: sybu
Product: syntabulin (syntaxin-interacting)
Exons: 5
Coding region: 773-2335 (520 amino acids)
Biological process (GO): synapse maturation; axonal transport of mitochondrion
Cellular component (GO): cytoplasmic microtubule
Source: RefSeq, a predicted model, not a curated record